Molecule: messenger RNA, 5303 nt
Organism: Temnothorax curvispinosus
Lineage: Eukaryota; Metazoa; Arthropoda; Insecta; Hymenoptera; Formicidae
Product: beta-1,4-N-acetylgalactosaminyltransferase bre-4-like
Exons: 8
Coding region: 384-1589 (401 amino acids)
Biological process (GO): glycosphingolipid biosynthetic process; carbohydrate metabolic process
Molecular function (GO): N-acetyl-beta-glucosaminyl-derivative 4-beta-N-acetylgalactosaminyltransferase activity
Source: RefSeq, a predicted model, not a curated record
AGAUAGAAGAAAGAUUGCAUCUGAGGCACGAGAAACGUUUGCUUCCUUAUUAAAAAUUCAGCUGUGCGCAUAUCGUCGAUCUUUGAGUCUUCAUACGGCCGUAAAUAAAUAAGAUAUUAUCAUCUUCGUCCCGGGGGACGGUCGCGAGGGUCCGCGAGGGUGAUGCUCCUGGUGAGCGGAAGUGAAGAGCCCCAGGCGGCUUUUCUCCCUUCGUGCUCAUCGAGGGUGGAGAAGAAGAAGGACUGCAGCGGGGUCGGUCCCUGGCCUGCGGGCAGCAGCUGUAGCUGAAACUGGAAGCGGCCAGCGGGGAGGAGUGCCUCGUGGUGCACGGCGGUGCUCCUCUAACGGCGGCUAGAAGGGAGUUAUGGUGUCUCGCGCAUGCAAUGCCUGUGGCCGCCGCAGCCGUGGCACUGUGGCAUCGUGCCCAUCUCAAGGCGCUCGCCUGCAUCGUCCUCGCUCUGAUCGCCGUUCAGUAUCUGCUUAGCGGCGGCGUGCUCGAUCGUCGCUCCAUCGAGACCAUCUUCACGAUCAACGCGACCAAAUACGCGGAUCGCUCGUACAGAACCCACCCGCGCGGUUUGAUCAUAUACGGUCAACCUACCAUCGUACCGAGUUUAGCCGCGGGUGGCAAUGUAUCCUCGACGACGCUACUCACAAUAUUGGCCAAGGGCCUCACGAACGCGUCCAAAUCCGAGACGGUGCCGGUCAGAAACCUGGUCGCCGGCAGUGGAACCACGCGAGAGCUUCCGGUGGCAAAUGCGACUAGCAACGCAACGAUGCCACGGUGUCCCCUUAUCCCACCGAAUUUGGUUGGACCGGUGGUCGUUAGUAAGUCACCGCCACUGUUGUCCGAAAUGGAGAAGUCAUUCGUGGAGGUGAAGGCGGGCGGCACAGGUCGGCCCGCAGACUGCGUCGCCAGGCAUCGCGUCGCCAUAAUCAUUCCAUUUCGCGAUAGACCGCAGCAUCUGCAGACCCUCCUCUACAACCUGCAUCCGAUCCUGCUGCGACAGCAGAUCGAUUAUCAGAUCUUCGUGAUCGAGCAGGAAGGUACCGGGGCCUUUAACCGAGCAAUGCUCAUGAACGUCGGCUACGUAGAGGCUCUAAAAGAAAGAACCUUCGACUGCUUCAUCUUUCAUGAUGUUGACUUACUUCCGGAGGACGAUAGAAAUCUGUACACUUGUCCCGAGCAGCCCAGACAUAUGUCGGUUGCGGUGGACAAAUUCAAGUAUAGGCUACCCUACGCCGAUCUCUUCGGCGGCGUGUCCGCGAUGUCGCGCCAACACUUCCAGCUGGUCAACGGCUUCAGCAACGUCUUCUGGGGCUGGGGCGGUGAGGACGACGACAUGGCGAAUCGCAUCAAGGCCCAUGGUCUGCAUAUCUCGCGAUAUCCGGCAAACGUCGCGCGCUACAAGAUGCUCACGCACAAAAAGGAGAAGGCCAAUCCGAAGAGGUAUGAAUUCCUGAAGACAGGCAAGAAAAGAUUCUCCACUGAUGGAUUGGCUAAUCUGCAGUACGAGCUGAGCGACAAGCGGAAGCCAAAGCUGUAUACGUGGCUCUUAGUGAGACUGACGCCGCCGCAGCCCAGCUGAUGGCUACCAUGGCUCGGCUGAAGGCUCCUUGCACACCAAGCUUAUAUCUGUAGUGAGGUCAAUGCGAUUGUGUCGCGAAACCGCGACCCUGGAGCUCGCCGCUCGUCAAAGAAGCAAGACUAAAGACGAAAGACAUUUCCGCGAAAGCCGCAGAGAGAAACGCGAAGUUGUUCUCCGAAGACACUUCCUGGAAAUGCUGGAAUUUCGAUUCAUCGACGAAGAGAGACGAGAUCCUGAAUGCACCGGCCAUUUUUAUCCCUAACUGACCUAGCUUCGGCCAUACAAUAAAUAAUUGUAUUACAGAAUAUGGCUCGUUGGAAAGAAAUGAAUAGUUCGAGUGAGAUUAAUGAAUAAUUAGAAACAGAAUAAUGAGAAACGCUUCGUAAGAUUUUAUUAACUUCAAUUACGAGUUACCUGUAUACUGACACGGCCUCUCUGUAUUCAGGAUCGUCGAUUGAUCCUGUCGUUCUUCCGUUCACCGUUUCGCCGAAGAUCGUUCUUAUAAUAUUGUCUUUCUCUCCGACCAAAAAAUUAGUAAAAGCCGAACAGCUAAAUUUAAAUAUCUCAUUUGCAUACUAUAUUAUUCGAAGAGCUCUAAGAUAAAAAAUUGCUGGGAAUCUGGCGUGCAGAAGGUGCACAGGAUCAACGAUUGGAUGGAGCGCGUCAGUGGUAGGGAUAGGGAGAGGAAAGAUGCUUCCACGUUGGCGGUUUGUCGAGUAAAUCUCGCCGCUGCGUAAGGAUCUCGUCUUCAGUUUUCUCCUCUCACGGAGGGGAUGUUGUUACGUGAUAUAUUUUUAUUCCUCAUAUUUUUUUAUCGCGAUGAUAGGUUAAAGAGCGAGUAGAAAAUAGCAUACGAGCUGACGUGCCAAAGGAGAAUGUACAUGAGUGUAUGUGUGUACGUGCGUGCGUGUGCUGUACGAAAGAAAGGAGGAACAGAAAGCAGGAAGGGAAUACCCAAGAGAACGAAGAAGCUUCAAUAUCCUUCUUAGAGCCGAGCUACGGUAUUAUGUGCGCAAAACAAGCUGUUGUCGCUCGAGAGGACUUUAGAGAGCUUUCCGCUUUUACGGCUUAUACAUCGUAACCACCAAGAGGUGAUCACCGUACAUGAUCAAGCCUCGUUAGCGAACAGGAAUAAUUAGACAGUGAAAAUUGGAGAGAGCGUACAAUCUCGUAUGACCUGUUAAUGAUAAUAAAUCGCUCAGUAAUCUAUUUGGAUUUUAACGAUUCGAGAGUCAAUUUCCAACAUUCAGAUCCUUUCGCUAACGAGGAGCCUCUACGGUGCUAAAAAUAGACUGGAUUAGGAUGCGUAAUGAAAGGGACAGAGGGGCGGAUAAUAUCGCGGGUAAAGUUUCUUGUAGGGUUAAUUAUACGAGAUAUAAUGCGAGAGGUUUCGAAUCGCUUUCAAAGUCGCAUAUCGCUCGUUAUAUCUUGAUCCCGAGUGUGCUCUAGGUUCGUAACUCGAGCUCUCGUAGCGGGAUCGGAGCUUAUUUUUUUACGGGGCUGUAAAUUAUCAGUUGGCUUCGUUGCUAGGGGGAUUGAUUUUUUGAUCGAUAUCAGCGCGAACGGCUGUGCGAAACGAAGAAACGGUACUUAAUUGUUGUUUGUCAUUUGGUGAACGAGCAUCGAGUGUACGCGUUUUCAUUUGUCCGCGUAUAUUUAGGCACGAAAGAGAAAUUGUGCGCUUUAUGAGAAAUAAAGAUGCUUCCAUGUAUCUAUUUCAUACAUUUGCGAAAUAAGAACUGCAAACUCCUUCUACAAACGACUUGAUUUCCAAGUUUAAUUGCAUUAAUAUCAAUUAAAAUUGGAAAAGUUUCUUUUUCAAGAGGAGACCAGUUUCUAACUUAAAUGUCAGCUAAGUUUAACUUUAGUUGAACUAUUGCUGUAUCUCUUUAAAGAAACUAAAAGUAAAAAGAAUCACUUAAAACAAGAUUGAAUUUAACAGGAGCAGUUGGAAAAUCUUAAUGAAAAAUCAUUAACGAGAAGAAAAAUUUUUUAUGAACAGAUUAGCAGUAACUGAUUAUUCAAUUUGCUCCUAGAAUCGAGUCUCAAUUAUAUUGUUAUUUGCAUCAUACACCUAUUUAAUGAGUGGAUGGAAGAGGUCCAUUUGGAUAUACGCGAGCGAGAAGAUUUAUAUGCGGAACGUUAGCAAGCGCAGUCAAGACUUAGAAUACACUAACAUAUCACGUCUUGUCAUAGACACAUGUGUGAAACUUCACUGUGCUGUGGACGAGCAUACUUAAGCGUCUUAAGCGCAAGCGAGAGCACGGGCUGUGAAUAAUGCGUCUUUUUGCGGUUGAAUGAAUUACGAGGAGGAGCAGGACAGUAAUCCGACUUGUUACGACGACGAGCGACACAAUUAACAUCCUUUUCCUUCCGCAUCGCGCAAUCAGCAGCCGAUCGAUACCUUAUCCCCGUCAUUUCAGAGCUCUCUGAACUCAUCCAGCGACUUUACGAAGUUCUCUGGCUUAUCACUUUGCGUUUUACGAUUUUUGAAAAGUUUUUCUUGAGGUCUUUCACUAAAUGCUAAUAUCAGUCGUUUAAUAAUAACUAAAGGAAUUCUAUAUAUUGCUGCACUUAAUUAUUUAUUUAUUUAUUUAUUUAUUUAUGACAAGACUAGAAUUAUAUUUUAAAAUGUUGACAAGCUUGUUGUUUGAUUAAUUUAAUUUUUACUACUUUUCAUUUAUGAGCAAAGAGAAUUCUAUAAUCACAAACGCGAAGUGAUAGAACGCUAUAAUUACUUGGUGAAGGUAUAGGAAUCAGCUGAUGUUCGCGUUGUAUAAGACGACAUGAAGAUUCUGACUGAGAAAUACAUGAUAUGCGGGAAAUGUAUUGGGUGUACGCUUGGUGCGUUCUUAUUGCCGUUUCUGUGAUUAAACAUUCCGAUGUCGUUAUUUGAUCUGGAUGUAGAUUAUCACUUUGCGUACGUUUCGUUGUCAUUUUUCGUUGUCUAACUUGAUCGUCUAACUCAGACCCAAGACUUCUAAAUUAUCUAAAUACGCUGUUUUCAUGUAAUCAAAUAUACCAAUUUUUCUAAUUAAAGAAAUGGUUGGAAAAUUAAAAAGUACGGAUAAGAAAUGCUUUCUUCAAAGAAAGUAAAAUUAAUAAAGAGUAAUUUCCACAAUUUCAGCACAAUAUAACGAACAAAGGGACAAAACCACGUAUAACAGUUACCGCGCGUUUCUAGAAAUGCAAUUAUUUAAUCUCAAAAUUUACUUGUCCAAUUUAAAUUUAUGUUUAAUGCUGAAAUUGUACGCGAAAAUUCUACAAGUGUAGAAAUGGGUCAUAAAAUGAUUUUAUACUUAGAGAAAAGACAGAUAAUUAAGAGUAAAAUAAUUUGGAAGCAUAAUUUUAUAACGUGUAAAUUGUUAUUAUAGAUCUAAGGAAGAUAACUCACAAGAAGCUUGCAGGGUUUUUAAUUAAGAUGUGACUUUGUUGAAAGAUGAAAGAAUUGUUUCUAAUGUUUUUGUGGAUCACUAAUUAAUUUGCUGCCAUUGAGUGCAAAGCGGAGCGAACGUGCGAGGAAAGAAAAAAACAGUGAAGGAUAAUAUUUCAGUGUAGCUUUUAAGAGAAACCGCUGUAUCAUAUAUUAUUACCGUUAUCGAAUAAUCAGGAAUAUCUAUAAGUUAGGAUAAAAAUGAAGUGAAAGAAAAUAUUCAACGUGCGCCGCAAAAGGAGUAUAAGUUACAGUUUCCAAAGGACGCUAAAUUGCAUCGA